AUGACUCACCACAGAUGGGACCUGGCUGCUGGCUUUGCUGUCGUCAAAGUUGACAACGUCUACCGCCCCAAUCGACGUGCUCAGUUCAUUCUGCUCUGUCUAUCUCCGCAAAGCUACACAGGGGAAAAUUUUCAGGCCCAGGUGGAUACUGCGAGAGAAGGUCGUAAACAGUACUUCUCUCUGCGUCCCCAUAUCACAUAUGGAGAGCUGACCAAAUUGUUGAUAUUAGAUAGAGAUACUGGCACUGAUCACCAUCACCUGGGUGGCGUUUGUGAUUGCCGAGGUCAUUCCCUUCUCGGAUUUGCUGUCUAUCUUCAGUUCGCUCUUCAUCUCGGGCUUUACUUUCUACUUUUCCGCGCUGAUGCGAUUUUUGCUGGUGCCUUGAUCUCCUACAUUCACGGGACAACCAAUAAUUUUGUCUUACGAGAGGACUCUGUCGGCGCCUCGAAAAGACUCUUCAGGGAGCAAUUAACAUAUCCACACGAUUGGUAUGACCAACUUAGCAUCUCCUUUGUCUCAGGCUCACCCAGAGAGAUGUACCGGCCAUUUGGUCAGCGUCUCAGCUGCUACACUGAAGGUUAUCAUCAAGCGGAAGAGGCGGCACCUCGGUCCAUGGAGUGCUCUGUCUUUUUUUUCGCUACCCGAAGUCCGAUCACGGCUCUCCUAUCAUAUUAUCCAAUCAUGCAAUCAUCUACAGUUGACCUUCUGUCAUCAGACCUAUUUAAACAUUACUAUGAGGAUGGCCCUAGGGAGGCGCAUCUGGAACGCACGUAUCUCCGGGCCAGGGCCUUUGCUCGAUUCUGGCAGCUGACCCCAGAUGAUGUUCUCCAAUUCACACCGAAAUUCAGGCGCGCACACACUGAUGGUAUCAUACUUCGGGAUAUAGCCGCCCAAUCCGCAUUCAGCGUUCAUUACAAUCUGGUGGGAGGGACCAUUGCAUCAUUGGCUCCGCAGCGGCCGGACCUUCAGCCGUUACUGAGGCAAAUAUUCAAUUUCGAUGUUGUUACUACCUAUAUGAUGACGGAGGCCGGACACGGCUGCGAUGCGAGGAAUCUCGAGACUAUUGCCGUUUGGCAGUCUGAUGGCAGCUUUAUCCUUGACACACCAACGCCUGCCGCAAGAAAGCUCAUGCCGCCCUCCGCACCUCUUGCAGCAGGGAUACCACGUAUAGCGCUUGUCCUUGCGCGCCUGAUAGUCGAAGGAGAGGACCGAGGCACCCGACAGUUCAUUGUUCCGGUUAAUGAUGGGCGACAGAUGUAUCGGGGAAUUAAAGCAUGGGGUCUUCCAGCUCCUGGAGCCGGAAGGCUACUCGAUUUCGUCCUUACAACCUUCGAUCAUGUCCAUCUUCCGCCAACCCCCAUGUUAGGAGACCUUGCAAGACCUUCCAACAUGCGCGAUCAGUACCUCACUGCCAUCGAUCGGCUGAGCACAGGUGCACUAAUCGUCAGUCUAUGGGUCAUUCCGUUUCUGAAGGGUGCCGCUUUUACUGUGGGCAGGUAUAGCCAGCGUCGCACAGUUCAGGAAGGCCUUCAAGGGGAAAGGGUCCCAAUUAUCUCUUUUAGAACUCAGCAGCUACCCAUUGCACACGCUUUAGCUGAGGUUGCUGUACUAGCCCCGUUUGCGGAUUGGGUUAUCAAGCAACAGAAAAGCCCUUCUAUCGGCCCUGGACUCAAACAUGCGCUUAGUAUUAUCUUGAAGGUCGUUUUCCUUCAGCAUGGGAGUGAAAGUCUCAAACAAUUGAACGAAAGAAGUGGUUCCAGGGGAAUGUUUCCUAUCAACGGUCUCAUGGAGAUGGAGACUUAUCUUCGAGCUAGCGCUUCAGCAGAAGGAGAAAUCUUAGUCCAUUCCAUUCGCUCUGCUACUGAGUUGCUUCAUGGCCGGUUCAGGAUACCCGAUGCUAAGACGCCAGACUCCCUUUUGGGACGGCACGAGGCAGGGUUCAUUGCAGAGAUGAAAGAGUCCCAGAAGAGGACCAAAGGUCAUAGGACUCCUGAAUAUAACAGGCUAAUUCUACCUCGUUGUCGCCCCAUGCUUCUGGCUAUAGGCCAACGGAUGGCACAUGAGGCAGCCGUUGAUGCGGGUGUUGAUCCCAAUUUUCUGGCGCUGUAUGAAGCCGGAGCGGUGAGGAACGACUCAAGUUGGUAUGUGGAGCAGCUGGGGCUCAGUAGAGCAUCCCAAUAUGAUAUGGAGUGCCAAGCGUGCGAUAGUGUGAUGUCGCAGCUUGAUAGGCAUUUGGACGAAUUGGGUAUCGAGCCGUACUGCACCGCCCCGAUGCUGUCGCCGUCCAGAUGGGAUAAUUUCAUCGAUACCUGCCCGAAAUACACAGGAGACGCAGUCCCUAGCCUGAGUAUUGGGGAUAACCGAGAGCAAAAGCUUUGA
This is a messenger RNA of Aspergillus welwitschiae, 2379 nucleotides long. RefSeq lists its product as uncharacterized. Bases 1 to 2379 code for a protein of 792 amino acids. Gene Ontology annotation, molecular function: fatty acid binding; acyl-CoA oxidase activity; FAD binding. Gene Ontology annotation, biological process: lipid homeostasis; fatty acid beta-oxidation using acyl-CoA oxidase. Gene Ontology annotation, cellular component: peroxisome. The record is from RefSeq and is a predicted model, not a curated record. The transcript has 13 exons. Lineage: Eukaryota; Fungi; Ascomycota; Eurotiomycetes; Eurotiales; Aspergillaceae.